AUGACCGAGCCCCAAUUCCUUCCACUGAAGCCCGCCGACGAGCCGGAAACUUCUGGCGUUGUUAGCUUGGAAUGUGGUGUCUGCUACGAGGGCGGCGAUCCUGGAAUCAUGGUCGUUACCACAUGCGGCUCAAUCGUGUUCGGCUUCCUCGCCUUCGCCCACUGUCUCAUCAUCGGGCACACCGCCUACGCGGGCGAGGUUGACAAGGCGGAACGGGCAGCCCUGUUGGGUCUUUGGGUGAUGGAUGCCGUCCAAUUGAUUGUAAUGACCCGAAAAGCCUACAUUUGCCGAAAAUUUUGCCUGCGCGGGCCGGUCAGGCUGUACCCGCAAAAUCGCCUAGAAUGCGGAGUGUGCUAUGAAGACUGCGAUCCGGGAAUCAUGGUCGUCACCACGUGUGGUCAUCUAUUCUGCGCGAGCUGCAUGCGGGGACUUGUCGAAUUUGCGGCCAAGAAGAUGGCCGGGCUGCUGAAAUGCGCCGGGUGUCUGCGGCCGCUUAACUUAAAUGAGAUUAUCCCGCUGCAAGGGCAGAAGGGAGUCAAGAAUCCGUGGCUGAACGCCAAGAAUUUGAAGAUACCCCAGCCCAAAUUUGUGUACUACCAAGCCUCGAAGGAAUUCUUCCACCCGUUGGUCAUCCAAGCCUUUUUCUGCCUGCUGCUCGCCAUCGCCCACUUCGCGAUCGGCGCAUGCACGGUUUGGAAAAAGGAAUCCAGCAUCGCUGGCCAGAUCGGCAUGAUGUUUCUAUGGACGAUGGACUUUGCCCAAAUGGUAGCGAUGGGCUACUAUACCGCUUAUUUUCUUUACCAGUCGGCGAUGAUGAAUCAUCCCAAUCGC
This is a messenger RNA of Mesorhabditis spiculigera, 831 nucleotides long. The record is from the annotation of a GenBank genome assembly. Lineage: Eukaryota; Metazoa; Nematoda; Chromadorea; Rhabditida; Rhabditidae.